AUGAUGACGUGCCGUCUGCUGUGCGCCCUGUUGGUGCUCGCCCUGUGCUGCUGCCCUUCCGUGUGCGUGACAGUAACUGCUGACGCGGGACAAGAUGACACUAGUCGAUUGCCCAAAUUAUCUCAGGAGCCAGGUCUUACAGCCGAUUCUUCACAUUCGAAUGCUCAUACAAACCCGGUUCCGAGAAUUGCCGAUGCGUUAUCUCCACCAGUUAAGGCCGUUAAGGAAGGAAAAUCAGGUGUGUCGUCCAGUACAGAAAAUGGAGAAAGCGCGACUGAACAGACAGAGUCAGAAAGUGUGGACACCAAAUCGAGAGGUUCAACGGAGAAUUCCAGUAAGUCGGUGGUAAAAAAAACAGAGCAGAUUCCGGGAUUGUUAAGACCUAAUGAAGAGGCUAACCUCCCGAUAACAAAUACGAAGACAACGACGACCACAACCACAAAUGCGCCAACUACGACUACCACAACAACGACAAAGACCGCCGCGCCAGAGGCACCAACGUCGACGACCACCCGCGCACCGUCACGUCUUCGUGAAAUCGACGGCAGCCUCAGCAGCUCUGCGUGGGUGUGUGCCCCGCUGCUGCUCGCCGCAUCCGCGCUGGCGUGCACCGCUGUGGGCUGA
Messenger RNA from Trypanosoma cruzi, 624 nucleotides. Its product is annotated as mucin TcMUCII, putative. NCBI's taxonomy places the organism in Eukaryota, Euglenozoa, Kinetoplastea, Trypanosomatida, Trypanosomatidae. The record is from RefSeq and is a predicted model, not a curated record. The transcript has a single exon. Bases 1 to 624 code for a protein of 207 amino acids.